AUGAACAGACUAAAGAAAAGGGUAAAACUUAGUCAUCUUGCUAAGAAAACUAAAAUGAAUGAUGUUAGGGUUGAGGAUGGUGAUUCAGAAGAUAUAUAUAACAAGUUCUUUGGAAUUUAUGAUCCAAGAAGAGUUUUCGCAGUUGAAUUUUUUGCAUGGCUCCUCGCCCAAGGAAUAGAAUCAGACUUUAACGACCAAAGCACAAAUAAUUUCUUUCUCAGGAUUGACAAACUACGAAAAGAUGCGUGCUGGAUACCAUAUCAAAAAGAGUUUGACGAAACUCAAUGGAUAUUCACAGAUAAAAAUAAUAUAGAAGUUGAUGUUGUCAAAACAAUUUGUAGCAGUAUUACUGAGGAAAUAAUAAUAAAUCUAGAAUAUAAUAAUCCAUUAUUAUUAUAUGUGAUUGAUUUUUCAAAUCUGCCCAAAGAAAUUAAAAAUGCAUUUGAUGAGCAAGCACUAAUAGCAAUAACAGCUUCACCAAUAAAAUUCCAUCAAGACAUGGAUCCUACUUCAGAAAAAUACCUAGUUUACUUGUAUGAAAACCAACAAAU
Messenger RNA from Racocetra fulgida, 551 nucleotides. Lineage: Eukaryota; Fungi; Glomeromycota; Glomeromycetes; Diversisporales; Gigasporaceae. The record is from the annotation of a GenBank genome assembly.